AUGAAGAGGUUGGGCUACAUGACGGGAGGCCGUCGUGCCAGCUCCUCGGGGCACGGCGCGAAGUCAAACCUGCCGCCCUUUCCCAUGCGACAGAUGUUCGUUCUUGCUCUCUGCAGGAUAUGCGAACCCAUCGCCUUCAUGUCCAUUUUCCCAUACAUCUACAGUAUGGUCGACGGCUUCCACAUCACCGAAGACAAGAGCAAGAUUUCCGUCUAUGCCGGCAUGGUCACUUCCGCUUUUACCUUGGCCGAGUUCUCCACGGGGGUCAUGUGGGGAAGACUCAGCGACAAAAUCGGUCGCAAGCCGGUCCUUCUGAUGGGCCUUUUCGGCACGGCCAUCAGCUCCCUGGUGUUUGGUUUCGCCCCGAACCUGCCCGUUGCUCUAUUCGCGCGGGCACUGGGUGGCCUUUUGAACGGAAACAUUGGUGUGCUGCAAACCACCGUCGCAGAACUCGUCACGGUCAAGGAACACCAACCUCGCGCAUACACCAUCAUGCCUCUGGUUUGGUGCCUAGGUUCCAUCGUUGGCCCUUUCAUUGGUGGCGCACUCGCCAGGCCUGUAAUCAACUACCCUUCGUUGUUCGACGCCGGCACAAUUUGGGAUCGGUAUCCCUACCUCCUGCCCAACCUGUUCAGCGCUGUCACCGUCUUCUGUGGUGUAAUCAUCGGCCUUCUUUUCUUGGAGGAAACUCACUCGGAGCGAAAGAAGCGGAGAGAUCCCGGCGUGGAACUGGGGAAGCGCAUCCUUUCGUGGGUCUCUACCAAGAGCUGCCAGAUCCCGGCCCGCAAGGCGGAGAAGCAAGCCUUGCUCGACGAUGACGAACUGCCCGGAUACCGCACCACGGAAAAUUCACCUCAACUAGUCGGGUCUGCCUCUGCUAUUCCUGAGCCUACGGAGACUUUGGACCUAACAGAUACGGCAAACAACGAUGAGCUUGAGGAACAGCCCAAGAAGAUAUUCACCAGGCCCGUCAUCUUGAACAUUAUCUCGUAUGGUAUCUUGGCUUUCCACACCAUGACAUUCGACCAAUUGUUCCCUGUGUUCCUCAGCACCAAGCCAGAUGAGCAUCCGGACACUCAUCUUCCUUUCAAGUUCGUCGGCGGCUUUUCCAUGGAGACCGCACCCAUUGGCGUCAUCCUUGCCGUUCAGGGUGUCUACUCGAUGAUCUCGACGGUUUUCAUCUUCCCGUGGGUGACACGACGUCUCGGGCCUCUUCGCCUCUUCAGGAUGUUGGCCAUAUCCUACUUCAUGCUGUACCUGAUGACUCCGUACCUGGCGCUCUUGCCGGAGAAAUGGAGAAUGGUCGGCAUCUACUUCAUGGUCAUUUGGAAGUGCACCUUCUCGACAAUGGCGUACCCCAGCAAUGCAAUCCUGCUCACCAACUCGGCCCCGAGCCUCAUGUCACUCGGGACAAUCAACGGCGUCGCGGCCUCCACGGCGAGCUUGUGCCGAGCUUUCGGACCGACCAUAUCGGGUUUCAUCUACUCCCUGGGUAUUCAGACAGGAUACUCGGGCUUUGCGUGGUGGACCAGCGGUGCCAUCACCAUUAUUGGCGCUUUUCUCAGCAUGCAUCUCACCGAGCCUCGUGGCCGUCUGGAUGAGCCAGUCAAGGAUAUUGAGACGGCCAUCGAGCCAUCAGAAGCCGAGGGGCUCUUGAUCCCCAUGGACGACGAAUCUGAAGCGGAGGCUGGCCCAAGCCGUAGAUCGUGA
Molecule: messenger RNA, 1710 nt
Organism: Colletotrichum higginsianum IMI 349063
Lineage: Eukaryota; Fungi; Ascomycota; Sordariomycetes; Glomerellales; Glomerellaceae
Product: Major facilitator superfamily transporter
Exons: 6
Coding region: 1-1710 (569 amino acids)
Biological process (GO): transmembrane transport
Molecular function (GO): transmembrane transporter activity
Source: RefSeq, a predicted model, not a curated record